Paramecium primaurelia is the source of this 4455-nucleotide messenger RNA. Lineage: Eukaryota; Ciliophora; Oligohymenophorea; Peniculida; Parameciidae. The record is from the annotation of a GenBank genome assembly.
AUGAAAUUUUUAUAUUGCGAUUCAAAUGUAACUCCUGAGAUGAAAGAGAAAAUUAAAAAAUUAUUAUUUGAGAACUCAGAUAAAUUAAAUCACUAAAAUCCAGCACUCUUUUUAUAACAACUACUUAAUAAAAAUUUUGAAAAACUAUGGUAAAAUGAUUAUUAAGUAUUUUGAUUAGGUUUGUUUAUGUGGUUUAUAGUCCUAUGUAAUUGGAAUACUAAAUCAAAUCAAACACUUCAAUAUGUAAUUUUUAACUAGAUAUUUUGUAGUAAUUGAUAUAAUAAUUGAAAAAACUCGAUAUAUUUUGGCAUAAUUUGAGGAAGUCAGCUAAGGAACAUUCUCUAAAGAUAAAUUCAUUAAAACAUGUUAAAAAAUUGAAAAAUCUAUUCAAUCGGAAUAACAUGACCUUAAUUCAGCUCUACAUGAAUCAUUGAAAACUUUGGAAUUUGAUUUUGGAUCAAGUAGUCAUAUGAUUUUAAUCAAAUGUAAUGAAUAGGAAACAUAACUUUAAUUUAAUGGUCCUAAUUAGAAUCAAUAUAUCUUCAAAAUACCAAUAAGUGCCUAGGAAUCAAUUCAAGGAGGAAUAUUUUAUAUUCCUUUGGGUUUAGAAGAAGAUGAUGGUAUAUAGGGAUUUCCAUAAAGAAAUACCUCAGGAGAAGAGGAAUUCGACAAUAAUUAAAUAAUAGAUGAAAAUUAUAUUUAAGAUGAAUAUGAAGAACCAAUGGAUUUAUAAUUUUAAGUCAUGCUUGAUGCUAAAGAAUUCAAAUAAUCAACUGAUCAAGUCAAAAUAAGUUUUGAUGAACUUGAAAUUUAACCUUUGAAAGUGCAUUCAUUUUCUAUACUGUUUUAAAUUAUUAUAUCACCUUUUCCUAAAGAAAUAAGUAUUUAAAUUCAUUAUUUAAUUUUAGAGGAUGAUCUAAAUGUAUUGUCAACUGGUAGUUCUUUAAUGUCUAAAAAUAUGACAUUUGGUAUAAACAGAGAUCAACUUUUCUUUUUUAAUUUUCAACUCAUGACAGGUAAAAUGGAAACUCUCUAUUCUCAAAUGAAAAUCAAAAGAAAUAUGAAAUAUUAAGUAGCUCUUGUUUAUUCUGAAACAGAAACAUACAAGUAAAAUUAAUAAUUCUAUUAAUCUAUUUAGAGAAGUUUCUAUGUAUAUUAAUGGAGCUAUUGAAAAUCAAAUUAAUUUAUCAUAAUAGUUAGAACCUCCAAGAGGAUAUUUUUGGGUAGGAUCUGAAUAAGCUCUAAAAUUAUUCAAAGGAACUCUAUAAGAUAUAGUUUUUAUAGCUUAAUCCUUACAUUAAAAGCAUAUAAAAUCAAUUUAUGCUGAACUUUAAAGUGCAUUAUCCCAUAAAUUUUAAAGAAGAACUAUGGAAAUUGUAGAAGAAAUAUUGUAACAAUUUAAAGAAGAAAUUCCUAUUGAUUAAGAUGAAUCCAAAUAUAAUCAAACUUAAACUUAAAGUUUAUUGAAAUAAUAAUCAAAAACUCUUACAAAGACAAGUAAUAAGAAAUUAUAGAUACCCCCACAUCUCUAAAAGAGUUAUCAUGUAUUUGAAGAAAUUGAUAAAAAGAAAAUUCAAUAACAGGAAUAACCAAAUUAAAAAACAAUUUAAGAUUUUGCAAGUAUAUCAUUUAUAUUAAUUUUUAAGAUAGAUUAUACUAACUUUUUUAAUAAAAUGAAAUAUUAUAUCAUAAAUGUCAUGAAUUAAGUUUGAUCUUCUAUUGGGUUUUUACUACUGUAUAAUAAUUAGCACCACCAUUAGAAGAAAAUGCAAGUCCAAAACUUCCAUUUGAUUAUAUUCAUUAAGAAUUAUUUAGAGAGAGGUAAUUAAUAUAAAUAUAAAUUAUAUUAGAUUUGAAACAUAUCCUUAUUAUGCUAUUGAAUUUGAUAGGUUUUGUAAAGUUGUAUAACAUAGUGGAAUUUAAUUAUCAAAUGAUGAUAUUUAUUAAUUAGCAGAAAUUACUGAUUCUUUAAGGGAAAAUAAAAAAUUUGGUUAUUAUUUAAUUUAUGAUCGAUUACUAUUAUCUAUAAGAUAGGCUGCAUUGACUUAAGAAGAAAUAGAAGAAGUAAAGAGUUAAUAUAAUACAGAUGAAAAAGAAGCAGAUUAAGAUUUAAUUAUUUAUGCAGAUGGGAUAUAAAGAUUUAAACAUCAACCUUUAAAAUAUAGUUUCAGUUUCUUUGAAUAACUUAGAACAUUAGUAGGAUCAGAAAAUGAAGCAUUCAAAUACAAUAUUAAAUAUCUUUUGGCUUAUUUUGUAAAUAAUGAUGAAUUUGUGUAAAAAUUAACAGCUGUUUAUGUUCAUAAAGAAUUAGGAUAGGAAGUAGAAAUAGAAGGAAUUGAUUUUUUUUCUUAUGAUCAAGAUAAAAUUUUUCAAUAGAAAUUAGAUAUUUCUGAAGAAUCUUAACCUAAGUACUUCAGAGUUCAUUAUAAUGGUGAAAAUAUGGCUAUGAUAUCAUUUAAAACACAUGAAGCUGAAGAGACUUUUAGAAUUGAUAAAACAUUUUCAUAUAGAGAAGGAUAAGAUGCAACUGGUUACUUAGAGACUUAUGCUUUUGAAUAAUUAAGAUUGGCAGGAUUAAGAGGUUUAAUAGUAAAGAAAGAUGAGCAUUCUCAAAUAAUCAGGUUAGAAGCAGAAUAUUUAAAAAAAAAUCCAGAAGUAGAAGAACUAAAAAGAAAGUAACCAGAAACAUUGCCAUUAUUACCAGAAAAUUGGAAUCAAGGGAAAUUCUAACUUAUCAUAAAUAGAUGUUCUGAUUGUGAAAAACAUAAGACUACUACAUGGCAUAAUGAAGCUGAUUUUGCCCUUAAAUUUAAUGAAAUUGGAUAAAUAUUAAAAGAUUUAUUUCCAAAUAUAGAAGUAAUAGGAAAUUGGGAUAAAACAUAAUAAUUAGAGCAUUUUGAUGUUUAUAUAAGAGGAGUAGGUUAAUAAGGUUAAAUGGAUAAAGAAGGUAGAGUGUAUUUGUUUAGAAAAAAUGAAAAAUUAAAUAAGUUCUUGGAUUGUUUCUUGAAGAGAAUGUUAAAAGUAUAUGAUGAUAUAGUAUUAUUGGCUUAAGCCUAUGGAGAUACAAAUUAUAUGGCAACUAAAUAAGAAUAAUUCUUAAAAACUAACAAUUAUUCUUAAAGAUCUAAGAUAUCUCAUGAUCAUCCAUGCAAUGUACCUGAUAAAUAAGAGAAAUCAGAAAAAGGAGAAGCUUAAUUAGCUGGUAUGGAUUACAUUUGUAAAAAUUGGGGUUGUGGAUAAUCAUAUAAAUAUGAUUCAACUCCUAAUGGAAUUAAAACAUGUAAACAUCAUCCUGGAAGAUAUGAAUUUGGAUCUAAACAUGGAUUAUGGCCAGAAUGUUGGACAUGUUGUGGUAAAAAAUGGGAAGCUGAAGGCUGUAAAUUAGAAUAUCACAAAGGUGUUCCUGAAAAAGAUUAUUAUAAUAUUUGUAUCAAUGUAGGUCCCAAAGAUCCAAGAACUGGUUAUCCUGAAGGUACUUGUGGAAUGAGAUUCUAAGAUGGUGACUCUUCAGAAUGUAAAUAUAAUUCAGGAACUCAUCAAGCUGCUAAAUGGCCUGAUCCUGCUGCUAAAAUUUAUUUUGUUUAAAAAUUACAUAUUGUAUUUAUUAUAUUUAAUUAUUAGAAUCCUGCUUAAAAAGAAAAGGAUGCAUAACCAAAUAAAAACAUUCAAGUUAGACCAGAUGUAUAUAGACCAACUAUACCUUAUAAUGAAUUUAUUAAUAAGGAUAGAUAGAAAUUAAUGAAACUAAUUGAAACAGAGAAAGAAUUAAGAACAUGUACAAAUUGGUCAUGUGGAAAACAAUAUAGAGAGAUUGAAAAUAGAAAAAAGAAUAUGUGUAGAUCUCAUCCAGGAGUAUUUGAUUUUGGACAUACUGCUACUAAAAUAUAAGAGGCUAUUGAAGAAUAUAAAUAAGAAAAAGGAUCAAAAAUAUUAUGGAAACCUCAGUAAAUAAGAUUUUUAUGUUAAAUAGUUGGACUUGUUGUCGUAAAUCUUGGAAUGAACCAGGAUGUCUAUUAACAAAACAUUCAGGACCUUUAGUUGUUGACUAUAAACCAAAUAAAUAUUAAUGGCCAGAUCCAAAAGCAUAAAUAUAUUUUAAAAAGAAAGUAUCAGAAAAUUGGAAAAAAAUGCUUGAAUAAAGUCAUAGUCUGACACCUGAAACAGCUAGUUUGAAAUAUGAUCUUUUAUGUAAGACUUUAGGAUCUGGAGGAGUAAAUAUAUUUAAUAUUCUUUUAGUAAAUUUCUGUUUAUAAAUUACCUGAAUUAUGUGAUAAAUUCGAACUUAAUUUAUGGGUUUGUAGUGAAGACUUAGCAUUUUAAUUUAAAUUUACAGAUAUUAUGGAAGGUAGGGCUUAAGAAUAUUUGGCUGAUACAAGUGGAAAUAUUGAUAAACAUAAAUUCUUAGAUUGGUGGUUUGCAGAUGUCAAUAGAAUGUUAGAAAUUUCAUCAAAAUGA